AAAAACAAAUAAACCCUAAAAUAAUUCUCUCACGUCCGAGUCAGUCGUCUUCGUCUUCAACGAGUCACGGUCUCAACUUCUUCCCAUUUCUUCCACUGCCACGCCUCAGCCUCGCCGCCGACCAUCCUCGCCACGCCUCCUACUACCCGCUGCCGUUACCGGUUUAUUUGUGGGGGGAAAUCUGGCUGUUUUUCAUUAGAAUUGAAGCAAUGACUCCCACAGCUUCCGUCGCUUCUCAUGGAGAGCCCAAAUGGGAAUUCAGCUGUGACUUUGAAGUCGAUUAUGAGUCUGAGAAGAAAGCUUCAAUUGUCUAUAAAGCUUUAGUCGUUGAUAAAGAGUUACAGCCAGACAAGGUGAAAAGGGCGAUGUCAAAUUCUGAUGGAAAACUUUCAAUACAUUUUGAGGCAGUGGAAGCAAGGUUUUUGCGUGCAUCAUUCAGUGCGUUUGUAGAUGUGCUUACUCUUGCCACAAAAACAAUCGAAGAUUUUGGACAAGAAGAGGAUUUCUGAUAGCCUUACUGACCUAUUUACAUGGCUCUCAAAUAUCAAGUGUCAUUUUUUUUUUUUUUUUUGCUUAAAGUAGCUCUGGUUUUAAUUUACAUCUGACCUGUAAUUUUAUCACAAUGUUUUGUUAUUGUUUGAUCGAGUGUGAAGGUCUUUCUCCACCCAUCAUUCGAACAUUGAGAUCUAACAAGAUAAACAUUUUCGGUAAACAAUUUGUCCUUUUACUCCUUGCAGUCAACCAUAUAACUACUUGAUAUGUUAUUUUUAUGCCAAAUGUAGUUUCAAGCAUUUACUGA
Cucumis sativus (cucumber) is the source of this 799-nucleotide messenger RNA. RefSeq lists its product as uncharacterized. Lineage: Eukaryota; Viridiplantae; Streptophyta; Magnoliopsida; Cucurbitales; Cucurbitaceae. The transcript is spliced from 5 exons. Gene Ontology annotation, cellular component: EKC/KEOPS complex. Bases 210 to 509 code for a protein of 99 amino acids. The record is from RefSeq and is a predicted model, not a curated record.